Entamoeba nuttalli P19 is the source of this 2562-nucleotide messenger RNA. RefSeq lists its product as hypothetical. Gene Ontology annotation, molecular function: protein binding. Lineage: Eukaryota; Evosea; Mastigamoebida; Endamoebidae. The record is from RefSeq and is a predicted model, not a curated record. Gene Ontology annotation, cellular component: HOPS complex; late endosome. The coding region runs from base 1 to 2562 and encodes 853 amino acids. The transcript has a single exon. Gene Ontology annotation, biological process: endosomal vesicle fusion; protein targeting to vacuole.
AUGAGUGAGUCAGUAGAUGAACGUUUUGGCUAUAUCAUUUCAGAUUCAUUUGAUAAUCGUCUUAAUGCAUACUUAAAUGAAACAGAAACAAUUACUACAGCACAUCAAGCAAUUAUAGGAACAAUAUUAGGAACAUCAUUUGGAAGAGUGUUAUUGUUUAAUAACAAAACAAAUGAAAUAGUAAAUGAGAAACAAUUAUUUACAAAAGACGCAGUAAUUGGACUUGGAUAUGAUAAUGGAAUUAUUUAUGCAGCACAGAUGAAAGGACAGAUAGUAAGAAUUUAUAACGAAUUUAAAUCAAUUCAAAGUGAAGAAGAAUUAAAGAGUAAUGAAAAGAUAUUAGGAUUUUGUAUGGACCAACAAGGAAAUAGAAAUAAGAAAUUAUUUUGUUAUGGAACUCAAAUAGGAAAUAAUCCACCUCUUCUACGUAUUAUUGAUAAAAGUGGAUAUGGAUUAUUUGGAGCAAAUACAAAUUUACUUUGUAGAAAUUGUAAUAAAAUUUUAGAUAUUAAAUGGGUUGGAAAUGUUAUUUGUUGUAUUGGAGGAUUUUAUGAUGGAAAAGAAUAUAAAGAUGCAUAUAUUUAUCUAUAUGAUUUUAGUACUAAAUCAAAAGAGUUUCAAGAAAUAUUUACUUUUAAUAAUAUUAAAAUUUCUAAAGAGUCAUAUUGUUGUGUUUUACCAUGUAAUGAUAAUAGAUUUAUUAUUUCAUGGGGACAAUUAAAAGUUAAUAUUGAUGUUUCACCAUCAAUGAUAGUUGAAAGUAAAAAAAGAUUUUCACAAAGUAUGUUUCAAGUUAAUGAUAAAAGUAUUAGUAUUAGAUCAAUGGCAUUAAUGGAAAAUAGAAUUAUUGGAUUUGUUGAUACACAAGAAGGAAAAAGUGGAUUAAAAAUAUUACAAUCUUCAUCAGGAAAUGAACCAAAUGCAUUGUAUCAAAUGGAUUAUCCUAAAGAACAAGUAUAUUUAUUUGGAUUUAUUAAUGAAGUAGAAAAAAUAAUUUUAAUUGGAAAAAGAAGAAUAGAAGUUGGAAGAAUGAGAAAAGAUAGUGAUACUAUUCAAUUAUUAAUUCAAAAAAAGAUGUUUGGAGACAUUUUAAAUAGAGUAUCAACAUCAAAAGAAAAAUUUACUGAUAAAGGAGAUAUUCAAUAUUUUUGGAAGAAUUAUAUUCUACAAUUAACAGAUAUUAAAGAUGAAUCAUUAAUUAGAUUAGAACAACAUCUUAAAGAAAAUAUUAUUGACCAAUCUGAUAUUGUUGCUAUUAUAGGAGAAACUGAAGAUGAUCAAGAAAAAAAUAAAUAUAUUAGAUUCUUUACAAAAUAUUGUGUGAAAUAUUAUCAUAAAUUAAAAAAAGGAUAUAAUAUAUUACUUUCUGCUAAAACAACUAUUAUUCCUAGUUUAACAACUCAAAUUAUAACUGAAGAUCUUGCUAAUUCAUUUAAAUUAAAAGAAGAUAUUGAAGAUUAUAAAAGUGGAAGUAAUGUUACAUUAAAUGAAUAUACAUCUAUUAUUAAUAAUGAACUUGAUUUAUAUAAUGAAAUUCUUUUAUUCCCUGGAUUACCUGCUUCAAUUCAAAAUGAAAUAGGAAAUGCUACAACAUCAGCACAAGAACUUAUUAAUGAUACAAAUAUUGCAGAUUUUCAAGGAUUUGUUAUUCAAUUUAAAUUUAAUAAUGGAUUAUAUCUUCCUGCAUGUGAAUAUGCAUUAAAAACACAAAAUCCUCAAACAUUAUUAUUUAUAUUAACAUUAAUAGAAAAACAACCUAAAGAUAAAAUUAAAGAAAUAGUAGAAAUGUUUGGAAAUGAUUUUGAUUCAGUUAAAAUGUGUAUGCCUCAACAAGAUACAUUAAAUAAUUAUAUUAUAGAAUUUCAAAUUUAUCAAAAACUCUUUAAAUUGUUUAAUAAAGCAAUGAAUAAUACUAUUAAAACAGCUUUAUUUGAAUCAAUUUCACAUCAAAUAGAAGAAAAUAAAAAAGGACCACAAUUACUUUAUGCAUCUGUAAGUGGAAGAAUUGGAGAUAUGGGUCAAUUUGCAAUUGAUUUUAUUAAAGAAAUUCUUAAUAAAUAUAUUGAAGAAAAUGGAAAUGAAUUAAACUUUUAUCAAUAUGAUGCUGGUGUUGAAAUUAUUCAAAAUGUCGUUGAUGUCAUUGAUAAGAAAAAUAGUCCUGAAUUAGCAAGAAAAGUUUUUGAAGAAAUUAUUAAAACACCAGUAGUAGGUGAUGUUGUUAUUCCUAUUAUGUUAAAACGUUCUCAAUUUAAAGUUCAAUUAUUUGAUGAAAUCCCUGAUACUCUUAAAAUUGGUGAUAUAUCUGAAUCAGUUCGUGAUAUGUUAUGCUCUUUAAAAUUUACUAAUCACACUUUGUCUGAAAUUCUUAAAAUUGCUAAAGAAGAGUCAAAGAAAAAAAUGUCUAAAGCAAGUAAUAAAACAGGUGUUACUUUUAAUAUGACAACUCUUUGUUCAAAGUGUCAAAAGCCAUUGACUGGACCUGUUAAAAUGUUUUAUUGUGGUCAUAUUUAUCAUGACUCUUGUCACAGAGAAAAUACUUGUGUACUUUGUUCAAUGAAAUAA